AUGCCCUUCUAUAUCACUCCACAGACGCCUCUGCAAAUAAAUGAAAGUAAGAAAAAACUGCAGGAGAUGAACAAUAAAUACCGAGAAGAAAACGUCAAAACAAAGAUAGUGGGAAACAAGUUAGUCUUUCCAAACGGAGGCGUGUACCGGGACAAGGUGCUACCACCACGGGCUGAGGAUAUACUCAUGUUGGACAAGGACGAAAUCGAAAAGCUGGAUGAAUGCGAUGUAAGGAAGUGCGAAAGCGUAACAGAAGAUGGGAACAUCUUUACUUCAUUAAUCGCCGAAAUUCACACAUAUGCACAUGCUAGGAACGUUUACAAAAAUAUUCUACGCAACCCGGACUAUGCCUUUGCCAACCAUAAUAUCCUAGUAUACCGAUUCAAAGAUGCCCAAGGCCGAGUGCAUGACGGCUAUUGCGACAAUGGGGAAUACGGGGCCGGACGUCGACUGCUUCAGGUACUGGUUGAGAGAGAAGUAUCGAACGUAGCGAUUGUCAUUUCGAGGAAGAAUGGUAAACAUUUGGGUCCCCGUCGGUUUGACAUUAUGAAGGAUCUGGUGGUAAACAAAGCCGUCAGCCAUACUUAUUAA
Messenger RNA from Saccostrea cuccullata (small rock oyster), 591 nucleotides. Its product is annotated as protein IMPACT homolog. Lineage: Eukaryota; Metazoa; Mollusca; Bivalvia; Ostreida; Ostreidae. Gene Ontology annotation, cellular component: cytoplasm. Gene Ontology annotation, biological process: regulation of translational initiation; GCN2-mediated signaling. The coding region runs from base 1 to 591 and encodes 196 amino acids. The transcript has a single exon. The record is from RefSeq and is a predicted model, not a curated record.